GCACUCGGGUGGCUAUCAAGAGCGAUGGCGCUGCACGGGGGAGCCCUACGUCUGAACCUGCUGGUUAGCAGCCGUAAUUUGUACAAAUUCAACUCAUUAAUUGGUGUCCGGUCGUUGUCUGAAAAAGUGUCAUCCAAACCCGAGUCGUCCAGUUCCUCAGAGACCACGUCCGACCAUUUAAUCUACACGCAAGAGCACUUUGCACUGAAGGAGACCCUCAGAAAGGUAUGCAGGACUGUUAGCAUAACAUUAGCAAGCUUGACGUUAGCAUGAAAACAAAGGCAGCUCUUGCCCCGUUUAGUGAGUGACAGUUUGGGAUUUUAAUGUCCAUGUGAUUUUACAGUGAGCAUGACUAGUAUUCAAAGUUCCCCGAGUUAGAGGAGCAUGAAAGUUGAAGUGUAAAGGAAGUAGGUGAGAGGUCACAGAGCUAGCUUGUUAUGUAGUUACCCUGGAUUGAACCAUAUCAAUGUCCACAGACUGAUCAGCUUCACUAAACAGAGACUAACCACCCAAGUUUAAGGCUGGCAUCGUUGUAAAGUGGUUUGCACUGCUGAAAACGAGAGCAGAAGUAUCUGUCAACAUCAUUUAUGUGCUAAAACAGCCUGUGGUGUUUUUCAGCUCUGUUUGAUAUAAUAAACAGCCUCUAGCUUUGUGUGUGUUUGUGACCCAAACUGGUUUUAAAGAGCAAUAUUUUUAACUAAAGAUUAUUGAAGAGACUCACUGUUAAUGAGCUGAUGAGUCCUGAUGUAGGUGGAUUAACAUACACAUUGAUGUACAAAAGUUAGAUUUUUGACUGUUUGUCAAGGAAAAUGACUGAAUGAAUAAUAACUGAAUGUAAAAUCAAGCAUGAUAAAGAUGAGGACGACAAUCAAGAAAAGGUAUAUAGACCUGCUUAUCCUCUUUUUUUGUGUCUACAGUUCAUUAGGUGAGAAUAACACAGCAGCAUAAAAUCUAUCACCAACAGGUGUGAAUUCACAGACAAAGUAAUUCAUCACCACAUGUAGCUCACACAAACUGGGUCCUAUACUUCUUCCAGCGGGCAGUCAGUUUGGCAGAGGUAAUGUUCAACAGCCACUCAUUUCCUUGUCUUUGAAAUGACUGUUUAAAUCCCAACAAAAUGAUAUAAAACCAAUUUGAAAACAGUUCAGCAGAAUAUAUAAAACACAACUACACAUGGGAUCACAGAGUCUUCAGUAAGUCAAGUUAGUUUGCUGAGUGUGGAGAAGGAUAGCAGAGCUUGCACUGAAGUGAUUAUCUCCCACUUUAACAAGAAAACAGCUAAGAUACAAACUGCAAACUGCGCUGUAUUACAAGAUGCCGUCAUCCUUGCAUGUUUUAAUCCAGGUGGGUGAGCAUUAGAGUGUUAUGUCAGUUGCCAUUAACCAAAGCUACACCUCAAACUAGUCUAUAGUGGCUUAGGUACAGCUCAGACUCAAUGUAGGACCUGAAUUAGACCUAUAAUAAUGGGGCUAUUAACAAUCUAUUCAACUGAGUGGUACCAACAGGUGAGUGUGAUGACUUUUCCUCACCGGCAGUAUCACAAACAAGCUUCAUAUAUGUUACAAAAAUAUGAAAUUUAGAGUAGUUGAAGUUAAAAGUGAGUAUUUUUUUGUGGGGGGAUUACCAUAAAGUUAAAAAAUCUUUGAAGUAGUUGGGUUAUAGAUGAGAGGUUGUUUGACUUGUUCAAUUUGUUUCUGCCAAAAAAAAAGCCUGAAACUGAUUGUACAUUAUACAUCUUUAUGUUAGGGGUUCUUGAGCAUCAGACUGUUGAAUCUCUAGUGUUUCGAAGGAGAAGACUCUUGGCCCAUCGCCCAAAUAUCAUACAUUUUCCCCUAACUCCCUCUAAAGCGGCGUCUGCUUCUCCUCAUUCUCUCCUAUCAGCGGCGUUUGGCGUGUUAAGCUUUUCCCAAGUAUCAAUAGCUGUAAAUGAAUGGUGUUAGGAAAUCACUGUGCAUGUUAUCUAACAGAAUGACUCAAUCAGAAUAUUUGUUACUAGACAGACCCUGUGAAAAUAGCAAGUAUCUAAUUUAAGGCCGGGAGCAGAGGUGUUGCGGUAAAUGGUGAGGCGCUUGUCGUGUGACUAAACCUUGAAAAGGAUGCCAAGAGGAUGAAAAUAAACCAGCAAGGGGAAUAAUGGGAAGGAUGAAAAUGGGAAAAGGAAAUGCAGAACAAUAUGUUGGUAGAGCAGGAAGGAGAACUUGGGGCGGCUGGGUUUAUUAUAAGAAUCCACUGUAGAGGUGGUGUGUGUUUAUAGAAGUACACAAACGGGGUUAUAGGAAAUCCUCCAAUGAGUAUUCAAGGUUAGGUGUCCAUGGUGUUGAUGUUUCCACUACAAACUUUCGGUUAAUGGGUGGAGAAGGUGUAAAACAUAGUAGACAUUUGUUGAUGGACCCAGUUGGGUGUGUGUGUAUGUGUGUGUGGGCCUGUGUGUCUGUGUAUGUGUGUGUUUAAGUGUUGUCUAAGACAGACUGCUUCAUCCACUAAGGGUUAGUCACACUUCCGCAAACUCCCACAUGUGCAAACCUCUGAACUGCUCAAGGCUUUGUGUGUCCGUGUGUGUAUGCGUGUGUCAUGAGGUCUUUAAUUAAAACAAGGACCCUCUCCUCAUGUGCUGCCUCCCAUGGUCUCAGACUGGGAUUUCCCCUAGCACUAUUGUGAGGCAGUUUUGGCCCAACAGUGCUGGUCAGUAGUCAUUACAUCCUACCAGUAACAGAUUAGCUUUUCCUAUUUUCUGGCCCAGGGGGACGUUUGCUCUGAAAUUGAGUCAAAAGAGGCUUUUGAUAUGAAAUUUGUCUUUAAUCUGCUUAAAAGUGCCUGGAGAAUAUUUCAGUUCUCUUUAGCAUCAGUUAAUUUCAGGAUUAGUUUUCUCCUGUGGUGCCAGCAGUUUUUUUAGGCCGUUUUUGACACUGCUGCAAAAGUAGAGCAGAGAGAACGACGUUAACACAGUGAUGUACCAGAACAGGAUUACUCUGAAUGAAUGAAUGACAGCUGUUCAGUGUGUGUCAGUAAGUUUCCCUUUUAGUGGUAAAAUCUCAGCGAUUCUCAUUAACUCUGUGAACACGUAACGAUGCUUUGAUUUACUGCGGCUGAUAUUGGGUACUAGGGGCUGAUACUGAUUUUCAAGACUAUCUGGGUCUACAAGAAAACAGACCUAAAGGGAAAGACACACCAGCAGCAGCAGAGCCUAAGCACCACACUUUGUAACUAUUUAAUUUGAUUAAAGUGAUACAGAUGAUUAGCCUAAAGCUGGAUAUUGGCUCUGAUAAUCAAUUAAGGCCAAUAUAUUCACAGUAAAUCUUAAUAUUAAAGUGCAUUAACAGAAUUUAUUUAAAACACCAUCCAGUUACUGUUGGAGAUUUUUGUUUUAAUUUGUGAUGUAAAACAGCAAAAACAAUAAAACAUAGGUGAAAAACAAGACACAAUAUCACCUAGUGGAAGUGGGGGGGGCAAUAAAGAUGUGACAAAACUGAACACACCUGAGAGGUAAAUAAGGAAAUAUUCUAUCAUACAUAGUCGAGGUUAGUAUAUGUCAAAGCAUGUGUGUUUAUGUAAAACACUAGCCAGUGACUGUUGUGGAUUUGACACGUCGAUGUUUCUUUUAUUUAAUAUUUAAUUCAAAAUGCAUUUCAUCAGCCUAAUCAAUUUGACAACCAGAUCAAACUUUUUAAAAACUUUUUACUGGUUAAAAAAACUGAACUUUUGACUGAAUUUGAAAAAGUUCACUCACCAAUGUAAAGGAUACUGACAGCAUUGAUCGCUUAAAAAAAACAAAAAACAAAGGUUACAGCCCGAUGACAACAGUGAUGUACUCUGUAUUCUUAUUGACAAUUUUAAUGUUUCAAUAUUGAGCCGAGAUGGACGAACUGAGAUAUCAAAUAUCUCGCAGUGUUGCUGAUUAACCAUCAUUAGAGGCAGGGAUAUUAUCAGUAUUGGCACAUAAUAGCACAAGAAGUAAAAACUGUGUUUGCAAUGAUUAAAGGUGUCUUUGUAUCAAUAUCCGUUCUGGCCAGAUGAGACAGAAACCCAAUAUUUUGCAUCCCUGUGAACGAAAUGUUCUGACAUUAUCGUGCUUUUAGUAACCUCAUGAUUCCUGACCUUUACCUUGGACAGUGAGAAGUAAACUAAGCACAACACCACCAUUUAUGUCAGACAGAGAAGCCCAUUAUGCUGAGUGAAAUGUACAGAAACUCUAAUCCGGACGUUUUGUAAGACCUGAUAUUACGAUGUUCUUGACCCUGCCUCACUACUUGACAGUCUGGUGAUGUGAAAUAGUUCUGGUAUGCAACUCAAACUGUCUGCUGUAACCUUUGUGAAGACAUGUAGAAUCACUCCCUAGUGACCUCCUGACUUCCUUUUCCAGCAGCGUCCUCCCUCCCUCCCUCCAUCCCUCCCUUUCCCUUCCCAGGAUCCGAGCUGUGAACAGGGAUGAGUUUGAUGCAGGUGAAAGGAGACUGAUGUCUUCUGAAAUUGAAAUCUUGUCAUACUUCUGAUGGAGGAAUUGUCUGAAAACAAACUAAAUGCUGAAAACAUGGAGUGGAUGUCUUCUGUCUGCUGUGUAAACAGAUAUCUCUCAGCCCGCGUGUUUCUCUUGGCUGCUGGAACAGUUGGCUGGUUUGGGUUUGUGUGUUUUGGAAGGGCAGAUGAGUGUACAACACUUUUCACAAUCCCGUGAAUUCUUCUGCAGUAUUUUGUUUUUUCAGCUCAAACAGUAACACACAGGCUCUCUCCAACGCUGUGCUGCUUUUACUUUUACUCUGAAGUAGGCUACAUGAAAGCUUUGUCCAGAAUGGCUUAUUUCUCACAAUGCACAUUAUUGCACAUGACUUAUUUAAUACGUUUCCUUUCUGGAAGCUUUGAUUUGAUGUUUCCUAUUUCCAAUAAAUAACUCCUUUGUUUCAGUCGUUUUAUUUCAUUAGCUUUACAGUCCAUUUAGAGCCUAUUGUGCUGAGCAGAGGAACACAUUUAUGAAGACAGAUUUUCACGGGUCUGUUGAAGCUGCGCACCAUAAAAAUAUUAUGCUCCACAGAUAAGGAAGUAGAAAAUAAACCAGCCUUAGUUGUUUAUAAUAUGUUCUCCAGAACCAAUCGUUUGAAGGCAUUUCAAUUUGAAAAGCAUUCAUCAUGAAAGUCACAGCACUGCCUCUUUAUCAGGUUUAUUAAACAGCGAGAACAUCACAAAACCUUACAGUAAGUGGAGAAAACACUGUGCACUUGCGCUCGUGUUAAUGCCUGCCUGUGAGGCGGGCCCUUCAGAAAUAAAACGCCACAUUGUACAAUAACCCUCGCUUUAGAUUGACAUCCAGGUCUGAGUGGAGCGGCUUGAGUUCCCACCAAAAUAGCAUGUUUCAAUAGAUUGUUCAUUCAGGAGCACUUCUCCAGCUGCGGACCACUUCCAGGUGUUUUGAAAUGAGUCACGUCACCGAAGUUCACCCGUCUCAAAGUCUAUUUCAAAGACAGGCAACAGGCCAACUUUACUGCCUGCAGACAUUUAGGUCAUGACGCACAAAACCAGGCAGUGGUGAUAUCAGCUAGUAAAGCAUUAGACAUAGUUGAUGAGUAUGAAGAAACUUAGUCGUUAUUUUGCUCAGUCCGCUGGCGCACUGACACAUUCAUGAGACAAGUUAGCAUUUAAAAUGAGGCACUAUCAUAACUUUAUAUUGUCAGAGAUAAUUCCUCACCACAGCUGCUGUUUUAGUCUCCUCUCUUUAAAGCAUGUAAUAAAGUCAUCCUUCAUUUUUCAGCAGUUUUCUAUGUGUGGCUUUGUGGACUGGCUGCUAACCCGAGGGAAUGUCUCUAAUAUAGGUUUGAGUACCAAGCUUUAUUUUUGCAUGCUGUUCUAAAUAACACUUAUUAGAUUUUUUAUUUCUUCCUGCCAAGAAUAAAAUGUUGGAGGAAACACAGAAAGCGUAAAAACAUCGGCUUCUGAAUGGAAAGAUGUGGAAUGUCAGCAGAUUAUUUGCUACCCAACAGUUUAAAUUUGAGUUAUCAGUCUCAUCCCUCAAAAAGCCCAAAUCCCCAAAUUUGCACUUAAAGUUGUGUUGGAUGACUGCUCUGUAACAUUUUGUGGUACCAGCACUACCGCUGGAUUCUGUUAUCAUCUUGUACUUGCACUCUGAAAUAACACAGAUCGAGAAUGGGGCCCAGGCUGGAGAAAUAAGGCUUCAGGGUUAGCCUGUCUGUUGGUUUAUUCUCUUGAACGUCAAUUGUUGUGAUCACUUGGAGGGAAUUUCUUCAAAAGUUUCCGUGGACUUGUGGAAAAACUGAUAAGAAUAAGUGAGUCUGUGGAUAAAAGUCAAAUUUCUAGACCUUUUUGGCGAUAACUUGCACUUCAUAAUCCAGUUGGAACGAUACAAUAGUGUUUCAAAGUGAUGUUUUGAAACUUUAAGGUCAAGGACCAACAUCUAAUGUCCUGAGGACAUCCUUUUUAUAACAUGUUAUUCAUCACCAUGACUCAGUGAUAGUUUUUCAUAUUUGGUCUAGUGCUGAAUUGGCAGAAAUACACAAUAGGUUGCAUUUUUUUCGUCAUCGGGAUCUAAGCUUACACAGUAAUCAGUGAUCAGUGAUAGUUUUUCACGUUUGGUUUAGUGCUGAAUUGGCAGAAUUACACAAUAGGUUGCAUUUUUAUCGUCAUCGGGAUCUAAGCUUACUCAAUAAAGAGAUCGCAAAAGACUCUCUCAGUUAUAGAGUACAAGAACUGUAGCAUGCAUGUUAGCUUCGCAUUAAUGCCUUACUGUCUUAUGGAGCCCUUAAUACAUAUGCAACGCAACAGAUAAAACUAGCAUGUAAAAUUCAACAUGUUUAUUUAGCCUGUGCUACAACACAGAUUUUUCUCUAGCAGUACAGUCCUGAAUCUGUUUACCGGUAAUAUGGUGUAUUGAUCUUAUUUACUGGGUGGCUGAAGUACAGUACAAAACAUCCUCUUAUUGGAAUGUGGAGCUUUUUUUUUUUUUUUUUUUUUUGUAUAAAAAAAAGUGUUUCUUUUAUCAGUUUUUCUCUUGGGUAAAUAGAUGUGAAUUAAAUUGAAGACAGUAAAGAGAGUAUAGCUGAGAGGCAGUUAUCCUAUUUUUUGCAGUAGCUCUCAGCUUGUCAUAUUGCACAUCCUGAGCAAAGUCCUGGUUAUCAGCAGAGGCCUGAUAACAAGCACAUAUAGGAAACAACAUGCCAUGCGUACUGUCAGUGUAUUCGUCUUUGUCAUUGCUGAAGAUGCACUGUGUCUAACAUUUCCCAGCCUGCUUUCUAUUCAUUGAUAUGUAAUGCCUUAUCUGGCUGUCUGCUACAGAAUGAUUACAUAGACUCAAGCAGGGAUGUGCGCCGCACAGCAGGAAACCCAUGUGUGUAAAAUGCUCACAAUGUGUAUUUUUUUCAACUCAUCAUAAUGUAUAUCCUGCUGGUGUUAGUUAUGAGACAUGAGGCAGAGCAGGUGUUUGUCAUUAAGAUCAAACGAAAGUGUUAUCACGAUAUAAAAGUAGCAGUUUCCACAGAAACAUGGUUUCUUGCUAACUCUUUGAAGUGCAAACAUAAACAUAUAAUAUUCCUCCUGCUGUGUUUGUGCCGUAGAUCAUCGACCAGGAAAUCAACCCCUAUGUGGAUCAGUGGGAGACAGAAGGGAAGUUUCCUGCCCAUAAAAUCUUCAAGAUCUUAGGAAGUGCCGGUUUUCUUGGAGUCAAUAAACCAGUCGGUAAGAGUACGCUAGUUCAGGAUGCCCCAGACUCUUGACAAUUGACGACUGAUCACGUGUACUGACCUGUUCUGGUCGUGUUUGAGAAGAUUUUGACGCAUGUUGUUGCUUCUUAUCACCAAACUAGUCCUUCAUAUCUGGGUAUUUAUCAGACCUUUAAUCCAGCAGAGACUCUGGUCCAUUUAUAUUCUUUGGAAUUAAAGUCAGUAAUCCAUAUAACUAUGGCAACUCAUUAAUCACCUGUGUUCAGUCUACAAGAUCUAUGGUUUGCAGAUGUGCUGUUUCUGUUGCCAUUGCAGAAAUCUAGUGAUAAAUCUGUGACAUAUCUAGGAAUGGAAAAGGCAGUGGCACAACAUAAAUAUUGCUGCUAGGGAAAUCAUUUUUUAAUCCAAGAACAUGCAUAAAUAACAGUCCUGUGGAAAAAUAACUGAAGUAUGGUCAGAAUUUGCUUCAAUUGAGGCAAACUUGGAUUAAAAUUCUUGCAUUAGACCAGAAACCGAAGAAUCUCUCACUGUGUUUAAUUUGACCAUCGCUGCUUCAAAGAGCGUCUGGCACGUCUGCUCCACAGCUGAGUUAACUUUCCAUUCAUUUUUCUUUGCUUUCUGUCUGACAGCCAUACAUUACAUUUAGUCUGGUUUUCCAAAUGUUCCCACUGCGAUGAUUGGUGCCGGUGUGAAAGCAAAGUCCCACAAACAGCUGUCUGCUACAGCAUAUCCUAUUUCCAGAUGUGUCUCCAGCUGUGCCACUUCUAGGUUAGGAGGACAGAGCGGAUAUAGUGCUGUAUGACUCUGAGAAGGAAAUAUUUGUGGUCAUUAUGUGUCAUUUAAUUUAUUGCAUGAAGAGGUUUUUGGGAAGUGAUCUGAAGUUUCACAUAGAUAGUGGGAGAAAAAAAUUGACACACAAUAUUUUGUCUGGUAAUAUAUCAUGUCGUAGGCCUGGGCGAUUUGGCAAAAAAAAAAAAAAAAAUGAUGAUACAUUUUGUCAUAUCGUCCGAUCUCGAUUAUUAUCACAAUUUUUUUGUAACUGCCAAUUUUAAAGCAGCUGUACUAAAAACUAAAGAAACUAGAGAUUAGUUCAACAUUUUAUUAACAUACAAAUUAAAUAACAAAGCAAAUUAAACAAGAUAUACUUGGAAAAAUAUACUUAUUAAAAAUAUUUUAACUCAAAGGUACAACAAAUGUAGAUAAAUACUAAAUAAGACAGUGAACUACUUUACAGUCCUGAGUGUUUUUGCAGGUUUGCAAGACCCAAAAUAAACAAAUCGCCCCCUCAGAGAUAAUGAAGACGCCUUAAAAUGUAAACAUUAGAUGAUGUAAAUGUAGAUGAUACGAUUGAUUGCUGCUUUGGUCCGGUGGCUGCACUGCCAGUUGUGGCUAAACUGCUAAUGCUACUUCUGCCGUCAGCAGUGACAGGCUGUGCAAACUCUGCUCGCAUUUUCAUGCUUUCUAUGUAAUCACUCAGGAAGUACUUUUUCGAAUGAUUAAACAGAUCUAUUGUGUUCCCGGUUUUGGUGGGCGCCGAUCACCGACAUACCUUGCACAUCGGCUUAAAUGCUCGACGUCACUUUAGAGAUACCCAAAUCACCACCACACAACCGAUGUUGAAUAACUUCUCAACAAUAACAUCUUCGGAGGAUGACUCAAAGUCAUGGCUGACAUCUAUUUUGAUGCCCUCAUCUCCGUAUUUAGCUCCACAUUCUGUCAUUUUGUUUACUUCUCCUGUUUACUUCUCUGACAAUUUACAGAAGUGAGCAGGAAAGGCUCAACUCUGAUUGGCUGUUGUAACGCACACUUCCGCUAUGUUUGAUCGAGUAAAUAUGCUCACAGCUAAUCACCAUGACUGAACUGAAAGUUAUCACGAUCAUCAAUCACGAUCAUAUAAUCGCCCAGUCCUAUCGUAUCGUCUCGUUUACCAAGUAUAAAUUUUUCAAAGUAAUUGCCAAUAUGAAGUCAAAUCUAUGAUAAUAGGAAAAAAAAUCAACUGUCUAUGCAGUGAGGUUGGCAGAGCUGACAUCAUAGAGCAGGAGAAAGUUAGUGCAACAAAUAUAUAAGGUUAGCAAGAUGUGCUACAUGAAAAUAAAAUACUGUGUAAAUAAGACAAACAUAAAGGAAAGACAAAUGUUAAAUUAGCUAAACAGUUGAAAAAAUUGUAUAAAUCACAAAACAUUGUAUUGCAUUACUCCCUGUAGUGCACAAUGUUAAAAAUCACAAUAAUGUCGCAUCGUGGCCCAAGUAUCGUGAUAAUAUCGUAUCGUGGGCUCACUCGCAAUUCCCACCCCUAAUAAAUAGUUAUUUAAACAGUAAAGGAUGUAACUUCCUUUUAAGAUUACACCACUUUUGUCUUUCUUCUAUAUAGCCCUACCCGUGACAACAGAAGAAGCUGCUGCUUUGGUAUUUUCUGCUGGAAAAAACAAAACUGACAGUGUCAGACAUUGAACGGAGUGCAGAGGAUCCCAUAAUAGGUUUGCAGGUUAAAGCGGAGGGAGGUAAAGGGGAUUAAAACGUGCUGAGUAGACCAGACUUCAGCAUUAGUUGACAGGAUUAGAGAGGAGGAGCGGCUAAUACAGGCAGAGUUAUGUAGGUGUUAGAUUUCUUGCUCAUCAAACAUGCAUAAUAUAUAAUAUUUGUGGAACAGUUAUUAAAGGAACGGCGCAAAGUUUACUUUUCGAUACAAACAAAUACCAGGAUGUUGACUUGAUGUUCUUCUGCUUGCAGGUUGAAUUGAACCAAUAUGUUUGCUCUACAAUAUAACAGCCUCAAACAAAUUGGACAAAGAACGCCUCAACUAAUUCAAGAACUUCUAAUAUCAGCUUUGUCAACAAACAAUAACAGUGCAGGGAAAAUGUGGCCUCCAAUCAGGAAAUGUAUGGGCCAGUUUAUAUCGAAAGUAUCUCAAUUUGGACCGUCUCUCAGCCUGAACUAACCCUAGACAUAGGCAUGAAGUGAACUCUUGUACCUGGACAUGUCAUGCACCAACACUUGUCUGUCACAAAGGUAAAUUUCCUAGGUCAAGUCAAGAGCUGCUGCUAUGGUCAGAAUGAGAUUGCAAUCCAGUGCUUUUGGGUUAUCUUUGGAAAUUUUCUGAAUAACAGAAAAAUCAGACUCAACAGUCAGAGGCUCUAAGUGCAGCACAGAAGUAUUUUUCAUUAUUGCACAUGGCUCUGGUUUUCAGGAUUAAUAACAUACAGGGCCUCAGUUGUUCUCCAUGGGUAUCCACUGCAUUUUCAGCAGUUGCCUCUUAAGUAGCGUUCACAAAUACAUUUCAAAGACAUUGUCCUAUAACCUGCAUGCACACCAUGUCUUGACUGGACUGAUCCUGGAGAAACAAUGCAGUUCUCUCCAGAUUAGGUUGAGUUUUACACCCACAAAAACUGCAAGUAUCUGGACAACAGCAAUGCUAUUUAAAGAACAAGGGGAGCUUCUCGGAUCUUCAACCUCAAACCAAACUAAUACUGAUGGACAAUUACUGAAGAUAAAUGGAUUAGACUGAAUAGUCAGGGCUUGCUUGCGUACUUAAGUGGCCUAAGAGCUUCUGUUGAGAUUUUCAGGUAGCAAUAUGUCAUUGAUUCAGAAAAACUGCAUAUUUUUAUUAUUUUUUAUAAUUUUUUUAAUAGAUCUUAAUCACAAUUUAGUCUUUAAAUUCCUCUAUAAAAAACUAUCCAAGCAUUUAAGAAAAACAGCUCUUAAGGACUUUUUCUGAUUCGCAGAAUUCUUUUGCAUUUCGAUCAAUAUUCACCAACUAUCUGGAAAAAUCACAGCUGCAGCGAUAAAGUCUGUUUUCAGAGCACUGUGCAGUUUGAGACACUACAUGGCCCCUUUGCUGCAGUGCUGACUAAUAAAAGAGACUCUCAGAGUAUUUUGCACUCGGUUAAUUGAUUCAGAGGCUCGGAUUACAGAGGUGGGAAUAGGGAUUUGGGGGUCUGUGCACUGCAGAGAUGAUUCAUCAGGUGGAAACAGUCCUUUAUCAGAAACAAACUCAAGUAUGCAAACAAUAGAAAACAGGAAUAGAUCUGAAAGAGGCCUGCUGCAGUUUAUUAUUUCCACCUCCUCUUUUAUUGUUGUCAUCUCCAAACUAUUAGAUUUUGACAAAAGAAGAGAAUGUUCUGUGGAAAAAGUAUGAAUCUGAGAGAAAAUGUGGGUCAACGACACGAUUCAGGCCUGUUUGUUAGUCCUGUUUCUAUGCAGUGGCAUUUGCGAGCCUUAAUCAGGAACACAAAGAGCUGGUUCGAACAGAUUUAUGCCAGGGUUACAACCUCAAAUUACGGUAUGUCCCAGACUGGCACCAGAGUUGACACUUCCCUUGUUGACAUUUCUCGGAGUGGCACUGCAUAUCCCCUCUAUCCCCUGCUCAACCCUUUAUUUUAUCCUCUGAUAAAAGCCAGCACUCAGUUUUUCCAUCCCUUUCCGUGUUCAAGGAAAGACUUUAUUAACUUUCAAAACAUGAGCACAGGAAGUUUUGCAGAGGCAGCCACAUUCAGGGAGAGGACAGGGAUGACCCUUGGCUCCCUGCCUGUUUUCCUCUGCUCACAUGGAGAAAUAUCUGCUCUUCACACCACGGUCUCUCGUCGCCUGCUCAGUUUUCCCUGGACAAAAAAACUGAAAAUAAGGUCUGGAUGACGAAGCUUUGGAGAAACUUAAGCUGUUUUCUACGCAGGAUAUGGAUAUUACCAAAGCUAUGAUGAAUUUAAGAACGUAAAGCACUGGGACGUCAUGCUGCAAUGAUGCAUGUGUUAAGUGGUUGAAUAACAGAUAAGUCACGAUUAUGUCUAUCGUAGUAAUUGUCAAAGCGUUGUCAUGGAAAUUAGCCAAACACACUGGCCCUGUUUCUCAUAGUUUCACAGUUUUAGCGUGAGAUCGCUCAUGUUUUUGUGCACCCUUAGUAAGGAGAGAACAUAGGAAGCACAUGCUGCGCAUAUGUCCAGCUCUCCUUUGAAACUUGUUCAGCUUCUGUUAAUUUACUUUGUCACUCCAAAUUUAGUUUUUCUCUUUCUUGUUGUUCUGUGUCCAUUGUUAUAAACACGAAAACACAAGCUCCUCGUAUGUGUGAACCCUCUUUGGCGAUAGAUUCUGAGUCAAGUGGUGUUACUUUCGCAGGCAUUUCCAGGGUCUGCUUGUUCUGCACCUUUAAAUUCUCUUCACUAUGUGUUUCAUAUGGAGCUCUACACGAUGAGAGCCAACGCCCAGGAACAUCUGUUGUUCAGAGGAACCAUAUGUGCAUCGGAUUGACACUUGUGACAGGAUUUGUUUCUUUUUCUUCUGCUUGCUUGUUCAACCAGACAUCCCGCUGUUUGGCCUAGAGUGGGAUAAACCUCAGUGCUUCCCCUCGUCCACAUUAUCCACCGCAGGGUUUCCAGUGUUCAGAGAGUUAUCGCCACACAGCUGCACCUGUUUCCUCUCAUUUUCGCUCCCCUGCUCUCUUGUUUACUUGUCCCGUUAUAUCUCCAGCGUUCUUUGUCCCACAUUAUCCUGCUCUCUGUUUUUCAUUCGCCAUCUCUCAAUUAUUCGAUAACUUGUUUUGCAGGUGGUAUUAAUCCACUUUGCAUUUGCUGGUCUUUGUUUGAUCAAUCCCCUAGCGAUCAGUCUUUGUCAGUCACUCCUAGGAUCAGUCAUCAAGCUAUAAACAUAUGUCAGUCCUUCUCCUUUUGUGACGUAAACAAGUUAUAAACAGGGAUGCAGGAUGUGGAUUUUAUUGAGCCAAUACUGACAAUCAUUGAUAACCGCCUCCACAUGGCCGAUGGUUGUUUUGAGUUUUGAUAUGCUUUUUGUGUAGUUUUCACACAUCAGAAUGAAAGAGAGGUUGAAAUACUCAACAAUGUUUAACGUUUAAGUCUUCCUGCAGCCACUGGGCCAUCGACCUGAGCAUGCUCACUGAAAGAGUAUGACUAUUAAUGACUUUUUAGGACUUAUACUAAUACUGACAAUUCACAUACAAUGCAGUAAAAGUACAAAAUUUAAAGUUUGAAAUGUUACAAGCUCCUACACUAAACUUUUCUCUGUCACAGAGUUAAAAUUGGGGUUGGUAAUCACGGCAAACUAGCAUGAAUUUGAAUGUAGCAUCUCCUCAGGACUUCAGCUAGCCGCUGCUCCCUCCCCUUGGAGCUCUUCCAAAACAACAGCCCCCCGCUCACAUGCACCAGCGCUGCUGUCUGAUGAUUUAAAACCACAGACUCAAACUUUUGGACUUUAGAUUGGGAAGUCUUUGCCUAGCAGGGACAAAGAAGGUAAAGUUAGAAUCUAACGUUACCUUCUUUUCUGGCUAAAUACUUGAUUUCCUGAAACAAACCCUCAACGUACCCGUAGAGAAAAUGAGCGACCAUGGCAUCACUUUUAAAGCCUGUUCUCACCAUAUAUAUAUAUAUAUAUAUAUAUAUAUAUAUGUUAAUAGCUAAUAGUACUGUAUUUUAAAUAAGCCUUUGACAGGAUAGGUUUGCUAGACGUAUGGGAGGAAGUAUUUUUCUUUUAUUUUGAAAGGGUUGAGAGGUGUGUAUGUUUACCACAAACAACUUUAGAGAAAUUCCAUAUAAAAGCAGGUGCAUUAGCUAGCUUAUUUCACAAGCAGUGCACCAAAAAUUGGCUUUCAGCAUUAAGUUUAUCAGUGUAAGGAGCAGACUAUUCAUUUUUGAGGCGAUGCUGCAGCAGAUGAUGAAAGGCAAAAGACAGGAUUACUGUCAGAAAGUGCUGUUUUAAACAUGGUUUGUAAUCCUCUCUUCAGCUCCAUUAAGGACCUCGGGUCUUUACAAAUGUCUCCACUUCAAGAAUUCAGGAAACAAACACCCAUUUUGGACUGCUUUUUAGCAAAUGGGUUGUUUAGGAGAUCAAAAUCAAGUCUGAUACGCUAGGCAGAGAGGCUGAGGACGAGUCACUGAGAUGACAGUGACCCUUAUCUGCAGCCCUCUGCUGCUCUCUCUGCAGUUCUUCUUUACACGUAAUCACAGAGAGCACAAUUAAUGACAACAUCCUGUAAUUAAUUAGAGUGCAUGCUCCAGUAACAACAGAUCAGCUACGAUUAUUACAGACACGAACGAGGGUGUGUGUGUGUGUGUGUGUGUGUGUGUGUGUGUGUGUGUGUGUGUGUGUGUUCGGAGAUGUGUUGGCCAGGGAGUGUGUAACAGAGAUAACAGGAAACAGGAAAGGUGAGAGUGAGGAGAGUUUGAGGUGACUAAUGUGGCGAUGAGGGAAUAUGAAUCCAAAGUGACACUGCUCAACCUUUCUUACUCCCUCUCUAAGCAGAGUAGCCAAGACCCACAUGUGUUAUCAGUUAUGUUUAUAUAACACCAUUUGAUUAAAAAAAAAAAAUCUGACACUGUUCCGAGAGCUGUAACCAGCAGCUGAUGGAGUUUGUGUUUCAUCCUGUGCAGAGUAUGGAGGCCUCGGUCUGGACUUCAGCUACAGUGUCGCUGUAUCAGAAGAGCUGGGGAACAUCCGCUGUGGAGGUGUCCCCAUGGCGAUCGGUGUACAGACUGACAUGACUACUCCUGCACUGGCCAGGUAACAUGAGUGGAAGCAUGCAGAGGCAUAGUUGCAGUAAAAUCUGCAGGUAUUUGAACCAGUUUGCAGCUACCUUCCCCAAACUCCCCACAGUUUGUUUUGAUGACACAUCUUUAUGUAAAUGUACAUUUAGCCUCUGGCAUGAAUCUCCCUCUUAUUCUGCCUCUUCCUACCAGGAGGACAAUAUCUAGUGGCUGACAGCUCUGCUUUGGUUAUAUUUUUUCCCUUUCACACCAACACUAAAGCCACUUGUGUCAAAGCUGGAGCACAUUUUCAACAACCAUCCUGCAGGCAUGUGUUUCAUUUUCAGGUGAUAAAAAGUCGCUUCUGUUGCUGUUGCCCUGUGAAGCUUGCAGAUGAGUGUAAUGCGUUGGACUUUUGAGUGUAAAAUCAAACAAACCAAACCCUAACACACAGAGAGAAUCGGUUUUGUUCGUGACACUUUGUUCAUCCUUUAGUUACGAGCCCUGGUGUCAUAUCUAAUCUUCAAUGUGUCCCCAUUGGUCAGUAAAGAACAGUUAAGUUUUGGCUGCACUUGUUGAUUGAUUGGAACCAUCAAAAGACUUUAAAGGGAUAAUCCAGUGUAAAAUUAAGUUAGGAUCAAACACCGUAACACUGAGUUAGACACCCCCUUGAGAGAUGAAUGUUGCCGACUGCUUGCUUCUCUAGUUAUACCAACUUUAGUAACGGCCGCACAAUAGCAAUACACAGAGGUCUACGUCUUCAAGCACAAACCUCAACCAAAAAGCCACUCUAUAGCCACAGAUAAUGCUCAGAACAGCACCUAACUUCAUCAACAGUACAUACAGGGUCCCAGUCAUAGUAUAAGCCAUCAAACAUCUUUUUUAGCUUUCCUUUAUUUCUGUAGCAAAGAGACUAAACACAACUCACCCACUCUCUUCCAGCAGCCACUAGUUUGUGGGGGAGCCCUGACGAGUCGAUCACCGAGUGCAGCGGAGUUUCACAGUUCAAGGAAGAACAAUUAUGAUCAUUUCUUCAUGGAAAUGCAAUCAGACCGAGACACUAAGGCAGAAGAACUACCGCGUCUGCGGUGCAAAAUGAUUAUUAUGAUGAUUAUCACUUCAAGGAAAUGAUCUGCUGCACUCAGUGAUCGACUCGUAUUGCUAUCCUGAGGUCGUUACUAAAGUUGGUGUAAGAGAAGCAAGCAGUCGGCAACAUUCAUCUCUCGAGGGGGUGUCUAACUCGGUAUUACAGUGUGUUUGGCCCUAGCUUAAAUUUACGCCGGAAUAUCCCUUUAAGUGCGAUAGACAGACAUAACUGUGACAAGCCAACGUCUUGGUGCUGUAAUAAAAUGAUCAAAGUAAUAUCCAAAAACAGCUCCAUACAUCUCCAUCCCCUAAGCACCAUGUACAUAGGGGAGUGCAGCGUUUAUCCUCUGAAGAUAUUCAGAGUCUGAGGUAAUAUCUACAUUUUUGCAAUCUUCCAAAAACCUCAAGUGUUGGCACAUUGAGAGGCACAUGUAAUGUUCACUAUCACAGCAAACCAAAGUGAAAAACGAGGUAUCAAACAUCGCCAAGAGACAAAAAACAAACACUCCCAGCCACCUAAUCAACUCCUUCAGAUUUGGUUCGUGGAUCAUCCUCACCUGCCUGCUGGAGGUUUGGCUUCGAAAAUAUGGAAGUGCAGACUAUUUAGGAAAGUAGCUGCUUUUAAGAACAGAUUGACAACAAACUUGUUAAAGGGUUGUAAUACAGUGAUGCGCCUCAUCCCCCGGACAGAGUUAAAAUGGAGGUGAGACUACUCCGUCUGCAGCAUUUGACCACCCAGCUUCUGUGCUGGUCCUUAGCCCAGUUUCUCUCUGACUGUAAUCCACUCACUAUUACAAGUACCUCAUACAGAAACCAAAACUUCAAAAACAUGAACUCCCCCUUUAAGCAGAGCCGCACUCCCUGAAGGAUGUUUGUCUUAGUAUUUUUGGAGAUUGUUUGUCUCACCCAUGUAGGGCCUUGACUGCUCGUGUGAUGUCCUCCUACUUUGAAACAGCUGCUGGUGACAAGAGACAGACUUGAGUGAAACAGACGGUUGGAAUCUCCGGAGUUUAAUUAGGGGAUCUACUCUAGCCUGCAACGAGUUCUCAGACUCAAACAGCAUCAAAAAAAUGAUUUUGAAAAAAAGAGUCUGAGAAUUGAGGGGAAUACCAAGGGAGCUCUGGGAUAAGAGUGUCCCCCUGUUAUUAUCACAGUGUUGUUUUAAAGCACAGAAACAUUGCUCCGGCUUGAUACAAUCUAACUAUACAAUCAAACACAGAAAGUUCUGGAUCCAACUGUGUUUAGAUAGUUACUGACUGUGUUUGCUUUCAUGCCUCUGUGUGUGUGUUUAUAUGUGUGCAGGUUUGGUUCGGCUGAGCUAAAGGAAGAGUUCCUCCUUCCCUCAAUCAUGGGAGAUAAAGUGGCGUGCCUUGGUGUGAGUGAAGUUGGAGCCGGCUCUGAUGUCUCAAGUGUGUGUCUCCUUCUUCAUCUUCUUGUCAUAUGUUAUCAUAUCAUUUUCCUUUUUGCUCCUGAAGGAACAGAUUGAAUUUGUGAAUGCGAGGAAAAUGAUCAAGGUGCCAGGAAUAUAUCAGUUUUACUCUCACUACAGUACAAAUACCCUGUGGAAAAGGAGGGUGGCAUGUAUUUAUGUGGGUCAAAUCUGUUUGUUUUUACAUCUAGAUUAGUUUGUAAUUACACAAGUUUUAUGAAACUGAAAUGAAACUCUCUUUCCAUGUAACAGCCUGAACUGUGUUUCUUUGAUGCUCUUCUACAAAGAAAAACUUUAUUUAACCCUCUGUCCUGACACUUACCUCCUCAAUUCAAUUCUCCCCUCGCCAUCCGUUUCCACACUCCACUGCGCACUGACUCAGGCAUUGUGACCAAGGCUGUCAGGAAAGGGGACGAGUAUGUCAUCAACGGGGGAAAGAUGUGGACUACCAACGGCAUCCAGGCUGACUGGAUGUGUCUCCUUGCCAACACCAGUGAAGGGGCCCCACACAGGAACAAAUCUCUCAUCUGUCUGCCCAUGAACCUGCCUGGUACGAGUCCACCAUUGAGAUAGCAUAGUAUCAGCACUUUCAAAACAAAGGCGUUUCUGGGAGAUUAGAAAUGGAGCCAGAAUAUGAGAUAUUGUGUUUUUUCUUUAACGGUUCAUUCAAAUGGCCCUAUGUGAUUUCUAUGAGGUUAUUUCCCUGGGAGUGAUUCAAGAUGACGUUUAUUUUGUUUCCAUCAGGAGUGCAUAUCGCCCGCAAGAUUGAGAAACUGGGCAUGUGGUCCUCAGACACAGCCCAAGUGUUCUUCGAUGACGUUCGUGUUCCCUGCAAGAACCUCAUCGGCCAGGAAGGCAUGGGCUUCACCUAUCAGAUGCUGCAGUUCCAGGAGGAGAGGCUCUGGGCUGUGGCCAACAGUGAGUUCGCUUUCCUCUCAGCCCCAAAGAUCGCUCCCUCUUGGAUAUCCGUUCUGAAAGAGUUCACUGUGAAUUCAAUAGUUUGUAAUAUUACAGAACCAUUUCCGUGUCAGUCUCCAAAAAUUAGGGAGUUCAGGUCACAAGUGAAAGCUAUUAAUCUUCUCCAAAGGAGCUGUUUGUUUUUUUUUUCAUUUUGAGUAAUGAGCAAGAGUCAAAGUUUUCUCGGAGAGCUUCACUAUGUCCAAGUGAAACUGCUCAUAGUUUUACUGAAUGUGACGCUGAUGCAUUAAUCUGCCUGAACUAGUUCACUGUGCACCACGUAGUGAAUCGGAGACACACACAGGAAGCUUUAAAAGCAUUUAUACAGACCUUACUGCUAUUAAAAAGACAAGAAAGGUGACAGCUCGCAUGAUCUCAACCUCAAAACUAUUACUGCAGAUGGAAGCAGAGUCACUGUCUGUGCCUUCCCCUCUCUGUAUGUCUCUAGUCAUAACCAUGAUGGACAACGUCAUCCAGGAAACCAUCCAGUACACACGGGAGAGGAAGAUCUUCAAGCAGCCCGUCCUCUACCACCAGGCGGUUCACUUCAGGUUGGCAGAGCUGCAGACGGAGCUUGAACUGCUGCGCUCUCUCCUCUACCGUGCCACAGGUGGGUUUACUUUGCACAGAGGAGUGAUGAAACAGAUGGUGCAAUCUCAGCUAUCUGUAAUACCCAUCACUACCCAGAGUCAUUUUCUUCCCGGAUGUAAUGGGCGCAUUUAUCAGGAAUGUGAUCAACAGAGGGCAAAAACGCCAGAAAAUAAGGAGUUUGUGUGUGACCUACGAGUGAAACACCCCAACCUCCAUUUGUUGGGUAAAUAACAGGAAACAGUUGGCCCGCUAAGGUUAGAUGACCUCCACUGCCUCGCACCAGGAACAUCUGUAAAGUGGGAUCAGGGGGUCCUGACACCAGUUCACAUCAAGAAAUGGAGGAGAAGUUUGUUCCUCAGAAUUCAAUCACAUCCUCUUCAUUUCAGCAGUUUUUUGUUUUAUUUUUAUUUUUUUAACAUAAUGUUUAAUUUUAUUUUCAUGUGCCAGAGAGUAUAAUACUUCAUUUUCUGAUUAAACAUCAAUCAUACAAACACAUACACAUAAAUUCAGGAUGAAGCAGAAAAAAAAGAAAGGGAAAGAAAAGUAAGUAAAUAAGUGCAUACAUAAAUAACAAAGUGUACAGUAGUGUGGCAGGCUUGUUGGUCUCCUCAAUAACAAACCAUAUUCAUACAAUUUUUUCUUUCAAUUUUCUUGUUCUUAUCUCUGUCUGCGAGAAAGAGUAACAACAAACAAAAUAUUUAUGGUAAUAAGAAUCGUAACACCAGUUAAUUUGGCCUCUGAUAGUGAGAUAAAAAAAACAGAGGAAGAAGAAGACGAGAGAAAAAAGGGAAACAAAAUUAUACAUGCACAUGCGUACAAAAAAAUAGUUUUUGUUGUUUUAUUUGUCAAGUGUAACUGCAGCUUUUGAGUAAAUUACAGUAAAUUAGUGGAGCUGCAUAUCAUGGUAACUAUAGUAACCGACUGUAUCCAACCUGAGCGUAGUCUGUAAAGAAAGACAGGAAAGCUGCAACGCUGCUGCGUACACCUGCGAUUGUGAAAAGAAAUAUGUAGCAAAAUCUUGAUUAUAUAAGAUUAUAUAGAUUAUUCAUUUGUUUCUCUGUAAAGAAAUAAUAACGGAUGAUCAAACCUCAGCUGACAGCUGCCUGAAAUAUACAGAACCCAUAAAACUGCACUGAUACUCUCACCCAUUUACACAUCUACACAUGAUGUUACCUGCUGGCCAACAGACCCCCAGACUCUGUCGUACAUCCACAGCACAGCAAAUGAACACAAUCAGCUGUGUGUCCUUUUAAAAUGACACUAACUAUCGUCCGCGCAGAUAAUCCAAGUCUCAAACGCCAUUUUUGGGGGUGUUGCGAAUGCAAUCACUGCUCCAUUUAUGUUGGAAAGUUACAGCCGAUGAAUUCACGCUGCUGACUCGUAAAACUUUAUACAAGAGAUAAGACUAAGGCCUCGCUAACAAAGGCCCUGGCUGACUCACCUCUGCAAGAAUGGAGUGAAUGCCAAACAAGCCUUGAGUGAGUACUUGUUCAUGUGUGAUGCAGCUGCUUGAUUUGAAAGACACAGGUAAUGAUGUAGCCUUAAGCUUACAGAGAAUGAAGGUUGCGUCUGGUUAGAGACAGAACAUUGAUGUGAGCUUUCCAUUCAAUAGCGCUUGUUAAUACAUUGAUAAUAGGAAAUAUAGAGGAAUUUCAAACAUAUGAUUUUACCCCAACUCUACAAAGCCUGACCCUCCGUUUGGUUUGGAUUGAAAAGUUUCAUUCUUGUUGGUCUGAAUCCCUCUGAAAAUGUAACUGGAAAAUAUUGACUUUGUAGACAAUUUGAACUGUAAGAAUAACUACGUGAUCCAAAGAAGCGACUUUUCAUCAUACACUUCAAUAAAAGUCUACAACACGCAGACAAGAGGAAUCAGACGUCUAGAUAUGACUCAUGGCAAACCUGUCGAUAAACCUCUGUUGUUUUUGCGUGUUGUGGCAUGACUUCAAAUCCUUCAGCCUUGGCUACCUGAAAAACUGGCACACGCCCAGCUCAUCCAAGAGAAAACCCUGCAACGCUGCAGUGUUUUCAAACAAAUACGUGGAAGCAUCUGUCGGGCAGGGGUCCAAGGUUUUGCGGUUUUCUCGUUAUGUUUACAACACUUGCAGCGUUAAAUGAAAUCAUCUGGCUGGUACUGGUUCAAGCCGGAUUUGCUUGCCCAGAAACAGAUCAAAGCUGGUGCAUGUGUUUGGCACAGGUAGAUCCACACACACAGUCACACAGGCGGACUUCUUUACACACUGAAACAGGAAAACCAUGCAGCCCACACAUGUUCCUGUGGAGGAAACCUACCAAAGAGGCAUUGAUGUGUUUCAAAGGGAAAAGGACUAGCUGGGAUAAAACAGAACAGGCGACCAUAAAACUGAACAUUAAUUUAACUGUCUUUGUGUCUCUGUUUUUAUACUUUUUGUCUACAUGGACAUUUAUCUGUCUUACAAUGUCUUCUCUCUGCAGCAUUAUACAUCAAAGGAAAUGAUGUGACCAAGCUGGCGUCCAUGGCUAAACUGAAGGCAGGCCGCCUGGCGAGGGAGCUCAGCGAUAGCUGCCUGCAGUUUUGGGGGGGAAUGGGCUUCACCAGCGACGUGCUCGUCAGCAGGUUCUACAGGUGAGACUAGCUAGUAAACUGAACUGUCUGUUCAUGUCCCUGAAGAGCAGUUAGAAACCAUUUAGAAAUUGUUCAUAUAGGAUAACCAUACAUCCUCUUUUACCUGGACAUGCCCUCUUUAUAUGGGUCUGUCCAGCCUUGUCCGAGGGAGUUAAUAAAAUCCUUCAAAUGUCCGGGGUUUUGUAUGCAAGUUUUGAGUUUGUGUAGUGUGGACUAAGUGAGUUAAAAGCACAUAAGGAAAACAUUCAACCCACCCAAAAGCCCUCAAAAUCUAUUAUACGUGACUUCGCCCCACGUAGCAGUGUCCUUUUUGGGGGGGAUUCAGAAUAUGGUCACCCUAGUUCAUAACAAUUAGGACCAUGAUUUUAAUGGUCAUCUCUUUGAUGCACUUUCUCACUUUCUAUCCAAAAAGAGCCUAAAUAUAAACCAGCAAAAUCAUGACACUGCACCGGACGACGCACCAUCUUUUGUUUUAUAGCUGCAAUUAUGUGCACUUACGUCAGGGUUAACCAUUUCUAUGGUUACGACAACAACCCCUCUGUUUGGCAGGGGCUUUGUGGUCAGUAUAUUUUACAUGGACCUCAAACAUGAUUCCUCUAUAAUUAAAGUUUGUGUCAGAAUGAGUGAUGGCUCGCUCAUAAACGUAUUAUGUGAUCAGGUAUUAAUUCUUGAAAACAUGUGAUUAGACUCAGUCUCCUGUUGGGUUUGUUGGGCUUAGAGUUUCAUGUUUAUGCCCUGUGUAACCGAGAAGCACAAAGAAACAGUCAGCGGCUCUGCACCCGUAUUUUACACUGUGCUGACAUCUACUGGCAGGGCAGAUAAUGCACCUGAUUAACUUAAAUGCACUGUGAUACUUUCAGUGAGCAAAACAUUCAAGUGCAGCCUAGGGAAUUAUAACGUCGCUAAAAAGCUCAUUUUUCCCAUAAAUAGAAUUAAAAAAGUGAAACUUCCAUCUAUUUGAGAUAGAAAUGGAAAUAUUUGAGGACUAUUUUAUGUUUGAAUCUUGAUGAUUACAGCUCAGGAAAAUUGAAAACCUUUCUGCACAAAUCACUAUCAGUGUGACUUGGUGUGUAGGUGAUCAGUCUGUGUCUCAGUUGGGGUGUUAUGAAGCCUAGGUUGCUUUGAGAGCUCCUUCAGCUCCUCUGUAUUGUUGCUCUGGUGUCUCUCAUCUUCCUCUUAAUGACACCCCGGAGAUCCUCUAUGGGGUUCAGAUCAGCCGAGUUGGCUGGACCAUCAAGCACAGUUGGGCUGUGUUGACUCUGGACUUGAUAAAACACAUUAGAUUAGACUAACAGCAGCAGAUGACAUGGCACUCCAAAUCAUCACAGACUGUGGAAACUUUGCUCUUUGGACUCUGCUAACGGGAACCUCUGGUAUCCAAAUGAGAUUGUUAAAUUAUCUUUCAUCUGAAAACAUGACGUUGGACCAUCAAGCAAUAGUUCAGUUCUUUUGAGAUUGCAGAUUUUUGGUUAUUGUGAGCUAAGCUGUAAUCAUCAAGAUUCAAACCACAAAGAUCUGAAAUAUUUCACUUUGUGUGUGAUGAAUUUGAGAUAUGUGGAAGUUUAACUUUUUAAAUUAAAUUACGGAGAAAAAUCAACCUUUUCAGGAUGUUUCUAAUUUUCUGAGCUGCACCUGUAUAUUGUGAAUAUCUUAAUGAAUGAGAUAAGUUUGGUGUAAAUCUAGGAACUUACCCCAAUAAAAACUCACUACUUUGUAUCAUGUGUUGUUCCCACAGAGAUUCCAGGUUGUUGUCAAUUGGUGGAGGUGCUGAUGAGGUCAUGCUGGGGAUUAUCGCCAAGUACAUGGACACUCUACCAAGGAAGUGACGUCCUCAACACAACUAAUGAAGUGCUAAUUAUUCACCACACACCUGAAGUGCAGUUCUGAUAUGUUUGGACUCUUACAUAUAUAAACAUCAGAGGAGGGUGUUAGAUUCUGCAUUUUGCCUUGGACUGUUUUAAUGAAAAUGUUUGUAAUUUCAGAGAAACGCUGAUCUGCUCAGAGCAAAGACUGAUGAAUUUAAUUUUUGUUGUCUGUUUUGAAACUGUAAAUAGUCUUUAGACUCAUUUUCAUGUGAUGAUGCAAAUUGUGGGUUAAGUGUCAAUGAAAUCUUCAACCUAUUUUAAAUAAAGACUAAAUAUGUUCAAAAUAUACUGUAGAUUGCAAUAAAGAUCUUAGAAAAUCUAA
Xyrichtys novacula (pearly razorfish) is the source of this 23979-nucleotide messenger RNA. The record is from the annotation of a GenBank genome assembly. NCBI's taxonomy places the organism in Eukaryota, Metazoa, Chordata, Actinopteri, Labriformes, Labridae.